This is a messenger RNA of Penicillium cosmopolitanum, 597 nucleotides long. RefSeq lists its product as uncharacterized. Bases 1 to 597 code for a protein of 198 amino acids. The transcript has 2 exons. The record is from RefSeq and is a predicted model, not a curated record. Lineage: Eukaryota; Fungi; Ascomycota; Eurotiomycetes; Eurotiales; Aspergillaceae.
AUGGCUGACCCCAACCCUCUGCAGUCUCUUGAGAUCUGUACUAAGUGGGAAAAAUGGCCGGAAGACCGACCCAAAGAGGACGUCUACAAGCUAUUGAUCGACGCCUACCGCUUGCGCAUCAAUGAUGACCUCAAGUUCCGCAACAUCCAGCACGCGGAUCCCAUCUAUGAAGACGCCCCCAACGAGGACACGAUCCAUGCUGAGACUAGCUUUGGGGGAACCCCCAAUCUUUUCCUUUUUCUCCAAAUGGCCGACCUGGUAGGUCUGAUGCCAACAUGGUGGGAUGCAAGCGAGACCGCUUCUUGCAUUGACCGCGCCAAGUAUCUCACCUGGAGCAACAUUGCGACCCAGGUCACAGCUGACGAUGUCAAGGAGUAUGAUGGGGAUAAUUCCAUGGUCCUGCGGUUGCGCAUCUUCGCCGAUCAGGUCAUCGACAUGCCGCCUAUGGGAUUUGACCUUAUGAAGCUGCUGGAUGUGGAAGUUAUGCUGGAGAAAUCGCACGAGUUCCUCAACUACAUCCAUCAACCAAUGGAUAGCGACACCGAGGUGGAAGCCUCCGACGAAGAUGAUGGCAACCCAGAAGUCGCCUUGGGUUAG